Molecule: messenger RNA, 2000 nt
Organism: Cutaneotrichosporon oleaginosum
Lineage: Eukaryota; Fungi; Basidiomycota; Tremellomycetes; Trichosporonales; Trichosporonaceae
Biological process (GO): iron-sulfur cluster assembly
Cellular component (GO): cytosolic [4Fe-4S] assembly targeting complex
Source: RefSeq, a predicted model, not a curated record
CCGUAAGCCACCAACAGCAUCUCAUCCAUAUCAACGCACCGCACGAUAGCGUACACUCAUCAAAAGGCAGCAGCCAGAGAGUAGCAUCUCAAAGAUUCUCUCAUCCCCACGUCCGAGCUGCCACCAUGACGUUUGCAGGCGCCUUGACGAUCACCGACCUCGAUGACUUCCUUACACCGUCGCAGGCGUGCAUUAUCCCCGUCCGCCAAUCCAACAAGCCUGCAGGUCAGGAAACAGGGGACAAUGCCAACACCGAGAUCCAAAUUGACUCGAAUAACAACUACUACGAGGUAUCGACGCACAGCACAGCGCUGGCGGGCCCCUCAUCCGGCGUGGAGGUCGGACGGCAGGCCCUCAAGAAGGCCGAGAUUAGCUUGAACGACUGCCUCGCUUGCAGCGGGUGUAUCACAUCCACCGAGUCGCUUCUCAUCACGAUGCAGAGUCACAACGAGGUGCACGACUUCAUCAAGGCCGGCGACUUCGGACGAGCCCCUGUCCUUUCCGUUGCGCCGCAGACCCUCGCCUCGCUGUCGGCGUCAUAUGCCAGCGGCCACCUCCCGCUCCGCACUCUGCUGCGACGGAUACGCGCCUUCCUCGCCGCGCCAGAACGAGGCGGGUGGCAGGUGUGGGACACGACGUUUGCGCGCCACGUCGCCCUGCGCGAAAUGGCGACCGAGUUCCAGGAACGGCGAGCGGCGGCUGAGCGUGGCGAGAAGAUGCAGCUACCGAUGCUUGCGUCCGCAUGUCCUGGGUGGGUGUGCUAUGCCGAGAAGGCACAGGGCGACCUGCUGCCGCUGAUGAGUGCGACGCGCUCCCCGCAAGGCGUUAUGGGAGCACUGGUGAAGCAGUGGUAUGCGCGACGCCUCGGUCGCACACCCGCAGAGCUGUACCAUGUCACAGCGAUGCCCUGCUAUGACAAGAAACUCGAGGCGAGCCGCGAGGACUUUUACUCGGAGACCUACCAGACGCGCGACACGGACUGUGUGCUCACGACUGGCGAGCUUGACCUGCUUCUGCACGAGCUCGGGUUCGAUCCCCUUUCACCCGUGGAGGGGGAGGAGACAGCGGACGCCGACCCCUUCCCCGAGCUCCUGCAGCACCCCGGCUCGAGCUCUGGCUCGUACCUCGGCUCGCUACUGUCCGCGCUCGCGGCCGCCCAUCCCCUCCCGACACGUGUGCACACACGCGCGGUGCGUGGCUCGACCGACAACGUCGAAGUGUACCUCGAGGACAGCGAAGGCUCGGUACUGUUCAAAGGCGCGAUCUGCUAUGGGUUCCGCAACCUGCAGAAUCUGGUGCGCAAAGUGGGCCGGGAGACGGGGAUCGGGCGCGCCCGCCCCGCCGGCGCUGGGCGGUUGCAGGCCGCAGUCGCUGCGCGGCGCCGCAAAGCGCGCACAGGCCAGGGCGAGAUCAAGACGCCAGCGACGCCCGCCUCCCCCGUCACGCCUGCGGGCGACGAGCGCGCGAACGGGAACGGGAGCGACGUGGCAGGCGCAGCGCUCGUCGCGUCCCGCGACGCGAAGAAGCUCGACUUCGUUGAGGUCAUGGCUUGUCCUGGCGGAUGCGUGAAUGGCGGCGGGCAGAUGAAGCCCGGCACCAGCGGCACCACCGACGCGGAAGGGUACGAGCGGCCGAUGCAAGACGAGGGCGAGCCGCCGCGCAGCACGGGCCUCGCGAGCGAAGAGGGCAUGCGGUGGAGCACCAAGGAGUGGGUCGCCGAGGUCGAGCGUGUGUACUGGACAGGGCUGCCGACGCCACCGAGCUCGCCGCGGAUACAGGCGCAAGACGCGGCGCCCGCUGCGUGGCCGAAGCGCACACAUGCGGCGGAUGGUCUUGCGCGGCAGGUGGUGGACGAGAUGUUGGGGGCUGUGGAAGGUGAUCGGUACGCCUGCACCCGCACGCGAUUCAAGCGGGUUGAGGGCGAUGUACUGAGCCAGGGCGGGCUCACGCACGAGCAGGUCAAGUGGUAGUUUAGCAUUAGCAUGCAGCAUUGCAUUGGG